GUGGGGAGGAUUUGGCGUUCCGGAGUCAGAGGGGGCGCUGGGAGGGCUAUCGGUUCACGGAAGGGGUACGGCCUGCAUCAGUCAGCGGGCAGAGAUCGUCCAGCGACCUUUGGCUGAAUGCUGGAAGAGAGUCUCCCAUGGGAACCGUCAUGUCUGACCUCAGGAAAAUCCUAGACAACCUUAUUUUCCGGUGUCCCUACUACCCACAGGAUCCUCACCUUGACUCGUGGGCCAUGCCACGGGACCUAGGUGUCGCUCGAGGGGGUGUUCGCGGAGCCCCUCACCCCUCCAAAGGCGGGACUUCCGGUCCUGGCCCCACCUGGGCGGGAUUUCCUGUUUUUUCUUGUAGAAGUGGGUCCUCCCUGGACCCCGGGCGUGGUGGGAAUGGGUCUGAGCGGCGGAGCUGGUCCCCGACGUUCUCCCUGCCCCGGCUCCAGCGUGCAUGCUCGCGUUCCUCACCCCUCCGGGCGAGGGUCGCUUCCAGCUUGACAGGGCGCUGAUGGCGUCAGGGCGGCCGGAGGAGCUGUGGGAGGCUGUGGUGGGGGCCGCCGAGCGCUUCCGGGCCCGGACAGGCACAGAGCUGGUGCUGCUGACGGCUGCGCCACCACCACGCCCGGGACCCUGUGCCUAUGCAGCCCAUGGCCGUGGGGCCCUGGCUGAGGCUGCCCGUCGCUGCCUCCAUGACAUUGCCCAAGCUCAUAGGGCAGCUGCUGCCGCCCGGCCCCCCGGGCCCCCACCAGAACCACAGCCGCCCAGCCCUGCCCCAAGCCCACCCCAGCCUGCCCUGGCCAGGGAGGAUGAGGAGGACGAGGAAGAUGAACCAACGGAGACAGAGACCUCCGGGGAGCGGCUGGGUGGCAGCGAUAACGGAGGGCUCUUUGUGAUGGAUGAGGAUGCCACCCUCCAGGACUUGCCCCCCUUCUGCGAGUCAGACCCUGAGAGCACAGAUGAUGGCAGCCUGAGCGAGGAGACCCCAGCUGGCCCCCCAGCCUACUCCAUGCCCCCAGCCUCAGCGCUGCCCACACAGCAGUAUGCCCGGUCUCUGCCCGUGUCGGUGCCUGUCUGGGCCUUCAAGGAGAAGAGGACAGAGGCCCGGUCAUCAGAUGAGGAGAAUGGGCCGCCCUCCUCGCCGGACCUCGACCGCAUCGCGGCGAGCAUGCGCGCAUUGGUUCUGCGGGAGGCUGAGGACACCCAGGUCUUCGGGGAUUUGCCUCGACCUCGGCUCAACACCAGCGACUUCCAAAAGCUGAAGCGGAAAUACUGAGGCCCACGGAGCUUCUCGUCCGCCCCGCCCACACUACACCCCCGCCGCGCCCCCAGGGCUGGCCAAUCCCAGCUGGAGCCGGGACAGUCCCCACGAAUCCGCGGUCCCAGGACUGACCCGCCCUGUACUUCCCGCCGCCCUUCCAGCCCUCGAUCUCCCGCCCAGGAGCGCGAUCCGGCCGCUUUUCGCGUGGCGUCUGUCGCCCAUUUUUCUGCCCAGCGUCAGACUCUGAUUGCUUCGGCCCGCCGUCGGGGCCGGGCCGGUCCUAAACCUCCCGGGGUCAGCUGUGCCUCAGCGAAGGUCCCUGAAGGAGCACUGCCAAGCCCAGGAGUGGGUGGUGGCACUGAGCCUGGUGACUGGGCAGCUCUGCUCGCGGGCUCGUCAGUCUCCCGAGGCCGCCCGCCCGCCCGCCCGCCCUUCCAGAAUCGUCCCACCUCACUGGCUCCGCGGGACGGCGGCCAAGCCUCCGGCGCCCAGAACUGCGGCUUCCAGUUUAUGGCUUUACACUACUGGGCUGGGGUCGUUUUUUGCCCCCAGGCCUGACAGUUGUGACCCUGGCCACCUCAGGGAUGGCCCAAUCCCGUGUCUGCGUGUGACAGCCCACCUCAUUGAUUCCAUCCCACAAAAACCUGCCAAUCCAAGCCCGUCCCCGCGUCCAGGACGGAACCAGCUCCCGCUCCUCUUCCCCCACCCCCACAGGUGCCUUAAAGGGCCCUCGUCCGCCAGAGGUGGAGGGCAGGGGCUCACUCUCCGGCCCUGGUGUGGGGGAGAGAGUGGGGGGGUCGGAAGUUGGGAGGGGCGCUCUGAGAUUAAAGAGUUUUACCUCUA
This is a messenger RNA of Ictidomys tridecemlineatus (thirteen-lined ground squirrel), 2092 nucleotides long. It is a transcript of the gene Akt1s1, whose product is annotated as AKT1 substrate 1. NCBI's taxonomy places the organism in Eukaryota, Metazoa, Chordata, Mammalia, Rodentia, Sciuridae. Gene Ontology annotation, cellular component: cytoplasm. Gene Ontology annotation, biological process: negative regulation of TOR signaling; negative regulation of protein kinase activity; neurotrophin TRK receptor signaling pathway. The record is from RefSeq and is a predicted model, not a curated record.